Molecule: messenger RNA, 1938 nt
Organism: Polychytrium aggregatum
Lineage: Eukaryota; Fungi; Chytridiomycota; Chytridiomycetes; Polychytriales
Exons: 4
Coding region: 1-1938 (645 amino acids)
Source: RefSeq, a predicted model, not a curated record
AUGAAAGCAUCAUCGGCGACUCUCGCCUUGCUGGCCGCUAGCACCUUGGCUCCAUCGGUCCUGGGCCAGCAGAACCUCCCGGGCAAGUGGGAUGUCAUCGGAAACACGGGUGUCACUUGCAUCCACUUGAUUCUCCUUCCGAACGAGCGCUUCUUGUGCAUGGAGCGACCCCAUCCUUUCCCUUACCAACCAAACCAAAACACCUUUGCUGGGAGCAAGUACCCCAGUCUCACUGUCGAGCUCGAUCCCUCCAAGUACACGGGCGAUCCCAACUCCAAUCUGUACCAGGUCACUCCCAAGAUGGACUACAGUCCCUUCUGCGGCCACCACGUGCAGAUGGCCGACGGCAACGUCUUUGUCGUCGGCGGUGACAAGUCAACCAUCAUCCCAGACAACGGCAACUCGUACGAGCUCGAUGGCCACAACAUGAGACGUAUCUACCGCCCUUGCCCCGCCGGUGCCACCAACUGCACGAUCGGCACCUGGGACCUCUCGAUGGGUCCCAUGAGCACCAAGCGCUGGUAUCCCACUGCCGUUACUCUCUAUGAUGGCAAUAUCUUUUUCCUCUCCGGCAGCAACCUCAACAUUGACCUCGAUAGCCCCAGUACCUGGGACCCUGUCGGCAACGACAACCCCACCUAUGAGUACUACCCCUCCAAGCCCGGAACUUGGCCCCGCCCUCUGGACAUCCUUAUCAAGAACUACCCCUACUCGCUCUUCCCCACCGUCUUCCAGCUUCCCUCCAAGAAGGUCUUUGUCUUUGUCGCCAACGAGACAAUGCUCUUUGAUACCGCGACCGAUACACAUGACUACAACAACCCCAGCAUCCCUCCCAAGGUCCCUUCGAUGCCUGCCAACAUCACCAACGACCACCAGCCCUGGAUCUAUCCCUAUACCUCGCACUCGAUCAUGCUUCCCCUCAAGCCCCCGAACUAUGAAGCGAAUAUCCAGAUUUGUGGUGGCAGCAAGAAGAGCACACCCGAUGCCUCGAACAUGUGCAUCAGCAUCAACCCCGACUCUCCCAACCCCACCUGGACCACCAAGAACCCUCUGCUGACUCCUCGUCUGAUGAUUGACGGUGUCAUCAUGGCCGACGGCAAGAUUCUGUACACCAAUGGCGGUGCGUGGGGCCAGGCUGGUGGCAACGCCGGUCAAGCCAUGUACGCUCGUGGACCCAACUUCCAGUCCGAGAUCUACGAUCCCGAUACCGACACCCACACGCCUGUCGCUUCGUACUCCAUCGUCCGGAUGUACCACUCCGUGGCUCUGCUGGCUCCUUCGGGUUACAUCUACACCGCCGGAUCUGAGAUGCAGAACAUCUUCGACAUUUGGGGCAACACCGAUGUCGCCAACCUCUCAUCCAUCUGCAGCCCCGACAACCCAAUGUACAACACCAGCGCUGGCAUCACCGACAAGAGCGGCGUGCUGAUGGACAUGACCCAGUGCACAUCGCCCUUUGGAACCAAAAUGGAGCGAUUCACUCCCCCUUACCUGUUGACCGGCAACCCUCGACCGGUCAUCACCAGCGCUCCCUCCAAUGCCACCUACGGUUCCUCGAUUGCCUUCAAGCUCAAUCCCUCGGCCGUCGAUGGCACCAAGAUUGACAAGGUUCACUUUGUUCGGUAUGCCUCGACCACCCACCAGACCAACAGCGACCAGCGCCUUGUCGUGUUGAACAUCCUUGGCCAGACUUCAGACACCAUCUAUGUCCGUCUCCCUCCCAACGGUUCUGUGGCCCCUCCUGGCAACUGGAUGCUGUUUGCUCUCUCUGGCGGCGUCCCCUCAGUUGCAGCCACGGUUCUGUUUGGUCCUGGUGCCCAGACCGACGUCUCCAUUCCCCCAGGUGCCUCCAAGUCUGGUGCCAGCUCAAUCUUCGGUGCAAAUUUUUUUGCCGUUGCUGUUGUCCUUCUUGGCACACUAAUGGCUUCGCUGAUCUAG